CUUAUUAAUCUUAAUGCCUUUAAUCUCCUUCUUUUCCUUCUCCUGCCCAAUUUGCCAAAUUUGCUAUUGCCAUUCCAAUUCCAUUCAGCUUUCGAACAUAGAAGAGCUUUUCAUCUUCAUUUUCAUCACCAUCUUAUGAUUCCUAUCCUUCCUUUUUUCUUUUACAUUUCUCGAUAACCCGAACGCAGGGACUCCUCUCCCAAUAUUUGUCAAAAUUCAUUCUUUCUCCGUCUUUCUCUUUUGCCCAUUCUUUCUUCCACCAUUUCUCUAUCUCUUUCUUUGGUAACUAACCGGACGAACUCCUUUUUUUCUUUUUUCUUUUUUUUUGGGGACCAAUCCACUUGUUUUAUUUUUACCUCAACAAAGAAAGAAUUUUAAAAAGGCAGCCAGCCAAGUUGUAGUAGGACGAUGAAGACGUCGCUGAAGAAGCUCCGAGGAGCCCUUAGGCAUGAAAGAAAAGGGCAUAGGCUUCAAAGGAUUCGGGCCCAAUUGGAUGAGCUCGAUCAGGCAUCUCAGGACAUGAAAGAUAUGAGAGAUUGUUAUGACAGAUUACUUUCAGCUGCAGCUGCCACUGCAAACAGCGUUUAUGAAUUUUCAGAAUCACUUGGGGAAAUGGGUGAUUGUCUACUUGAGAAAACUGCUUUGACUGAUGACGAGGAAAGUGGUAAAGUUCUGCUCAUGCUGGGAAAAGUGCAGCUAGAGCUUCAGAAACUUGUUGAUAGCUAUCGCUCUCAUAUAUUCCAGACAAUCACAAUCCCAUCAGAGUCCCUUCUUAAUGAACUCCGCAUUGUUGAGGAGAUGAAGAGACGAUGUGAUGAGAAAAGAGAAAUAUAUGAUGAGGUCAUAAAAAAAUCCAGAGAGAGAGGGAGGUUAAGGAGUAGCAAGGGCGAGUGUUUUUCAUCUCACCAGAUGCAAGCAGCUCAUGAUGAGUAUGAUGAGGAGGCAAAUACAUUUGUAUUCCGAAUGAAAUCUCUGAGGCAAGGACAAUCACGCAGUCUUUUAACACAGGCAGCUCGACAUCAUGCUGCUCAGUUGUCUUUCUUAAGAAGGGCUCUCAAAUCGCUUGAGGCAAUUGAGCCACAUGUCAAGCUAGUUGCUGAAGAGCAACAUAUAGACUACCAAUUUCGUGGACUUGAAGAUGAUGAUGGGUAUGAUGACGAUGAUGACGAUGAUGAUGAUGAUGAUGCUGAAGGUGGCUCCGAAUCACAGGAUGACAGUGAAUUGAGUUUUGACUAUGGACAAAAUAACCAGGGGCAAGAAGUUGAUGCAUCAAGAUCGUCAAUGGAG
Molecule: messenger RNA, 1287 nt
Organism: Coffea eugenioides
Lineage: Eukaryota; Viridiplantae; Streptophyta; Magnoliopsida; Gentianales; Rubiaceae
Exons: 8
Cellular component (GO): cytoplasm
Molecular function (GO): protein binding
Source: RefSeq, a predicted model, not a curated record